CUUUCACAACUCAAAGCACUACGAAGCACAAAAACUCAUUUACUGAUAUAUACACAUUAACGGUAUAUACAACAAAUCACCUCAACUUCACAACAAUGGCCCGCAUUUGGUUUGUCACUGGUUCCUCCAAAGGCCUCGGUCUCCGCAUUGUCGAGGCUGCCCUCGCUGACGGCGACAACGUUGUUGCUACUGCUCGCAACCCUGCCACGGUCAACUAUCUCGUUGAAAAGUACGGACCAGACCGCAUCCUGCCAUUGGCCCUCGACGUCGCCAACAACGAGCAGGUCGAAAGCACAGUCAAGGCCGCCAUUGACAAGUUUGGCCGCAUUGAUGUUGUCGUGAACAACGCUGGCUAUGCUAUCCCACGAUCACUGGAAGAUACGUCCGUCGACAUCUACCGCGAACAAAUCGACACCAACCUGCUCGGAACAGUCUAUGUCACCAAGGCCGUGACCCCAAUUCUGCGCAAGCAACAGUCUGGCCGCAUCUUGCAAGUCUCGUCUGUAGGCGGCAGGCUGGCAACACCUGGAUUGUCGGCGUACCAGGCUGCCAAAUGGGCUGUUGGAGGCUUCACAUCUGUUGUUGCCAAGGAGUUGGCGCCAUUUGGUAUCAAGCUGACCGUGUUGGAGCCCGGUGGCAUGAAGACCGACUGGGCCGGUUUCGCGGACGAUGAGAUUAUCAUCAGCGAGCCAUACCAGCAGAGUGUGGGAGCGUUCCAGAAAAUUCGGCAACAGUACAGCGCCUACCGCUCAGAUCCAGUCAAGGUGGCCGAUGUGAUCCUCAAGAUCUCCAAAGAGGAGGAGCCGCCCCUGCGAUUGCUGUUGGGCCCUGAGACGGUGGAUUUGGUGAAGCAGGCCGCGGAGGAGCUCGCUGCAUCUGACGAGAAGUGGAAGGCUGCGACUCUUUUGUCCAUCUAAGCAUGUUAUCAAGCAAUAGAAAUUCGUAUGCUUGAGAAGACUACUUAGCGAGUAUGUUGUUUAUUUGUUUGUUUGUUAUUAUCAUCUCGGUUAGCAAGACUUUUUAGCUACGCAUAUUUAUACAAUGGUACCACAGUAUCAUGGAAAUACACUAUUAUCGGCU
Messenger RNA from Trichoderma virens Gv29-8, 1080 nucleotides. RefSeq lists its product as uncharacterized. The transcript has a single exon. Lineage: Eukaryota; Fungi; Ascomycota; Sordariomycetes; Hypocreales; Hypocreaceae. The record is from RefSeq and is a predicted model, not a curated record. The coding region runs from base 96 to 917 and encodes 273 amino acids.